Molecule: messenger RNA, 1439 nt
Organism: Cucumis sativus (cucumber)
Lineage: Eukaryota; Viridiplantae; Streptophyta; Magnoliopsida; Cucurbitales; Cucurbitaceae
Product: NADPH-dependent aldehyde reductase 1, chloroplastic
Exons: 3
Coding region: 368-1249 (293 amino acids)
Molecular function (GO): oxidoreductase activity
Source: RefSeq, a predicted model, not a curated record
UAAAUCCUUUCAAAGGAAUGUGCUAAAGUCUCAAUUACUACAAUAAACCAGCAGUAUACCAUCAUCUUUAUCAAUAUCUUGAAAGUUUGUGUGUCUCUUUUGAUCAUACGUGCCUUUAUACCCUUUAUCCACAUCACCUUCAUUUCCACCCCACGUUAUCCGACGUGUCAAUUACCUGAGAUGACAUGGACACUUUGUACACUCCCUUCUACGAAACAGAUUCCACGUGGUAAUCUCUCCCAAUUCCCUUUCAUACAACACAGCUUCCCUAUUCUUCAUCAUCUUCCAUAUUUAAUCUCUCAUCUUCUUCUAAUUUCUCUGCAAAAAGAGAGAGGGAAAGUCUUCUUCUUUUUCAUUAUUCUCUCCAAUGGCUACCGAAGGCCAAACUUUUCCACCCCAAAAGCAACAAACCCAACCAGGGAAAGAACAUGUCAUGGACCCUUCUCCUCAAUUUACAAGCUCCCAAUACAAGCCCUCCAACAAACUUCUCGGCAAGGUGGCGCUCGUGACUGGUGGUGACUCGGGGAUCGGUCGAGCCGUGUGCCAUUGCUUUGCGCUCGAGGGCGCUACCGUUGCGUUCACCUAUGUUAAGAAGCAAGAGGAUAAGGAUGCUAAAGAUAUGCUUGAGAUUCUUCGGGAGUGUCAGGCGCCUGACGCCAAGCAACCGAUUGCAGUCGGUGCGGAUUUGGGGUUUGACGAAGACUGCAAGCGCGUGGUCGAUGAGGUCGUGAAGGCUUAUGGCCGGAUUGAUAUUUUGGUUAACGCUGCGGCGGAGCAACAUAAGACCAACUCUGUGGAAGAGAUUGAUGAGCAGAGGAUUGAGAGAGUUUUCAGAACUAAUAUAUUUUCUCAGUUCUUCAUGGUCAGGCAUGCGUUGAAGCACAUGAAAGAAGGAAGCUCAAUCAUCAACACAACGUCGGUGGUUGCCUACAAGGGUUGCCCUCAGUUGCUAGAUUACUCGGCUACAAAAGGCGCCAUUGUUGCCUUCACUAGAGGUCUUGCCCUUCAGUUGGCAACUAGAGGGAUAAGAGUGAAUGGAGUUGCACCAGGUCCGAUAUGGACACCGUUGAUCCCCGCUUCAUUUGACAAUGAAGAGAUCGAAAGCUUUGGGUCUGAAGUUCCAAUGAAGCGAGCAGGGCAGCCAAUCGAGGUCGCCCCAUCGUACGUGUUCCUAGCCUGCAACCACUGUUCUUCCUACUUCACUGGCCAAAUCCUCCACCCUAAUGGUGGGACUAUUGUGAAUGGGUAGAUAGUGUGAAUUGAGUACUGUGGAAUCAUUCCAAAAGAUGUGUUGAUGAUACCCUUCUUGAACAACAAGGUUAUUGCUUGUGUGCUUUUGUUCAUAAUAUGUAUUUUAGAUAUCUUUUUUUUUUUCUUCUUCUAAUUUUGUAUAUUUAAAAUCCAAGUGUUUUCAUAUGUGCAUUUUGAAUAAACUUGAG